CUUAAGCUGCUUUGCAAAAGUUGCAAAACAGGAAUAUCAUUUAUAUUUCAAUAAAAUUACAAAAUACAAAUUUAUAUUUUUACAUAUUUCAUUAUUUUCCUCCGAAACAUUAUUGAAAAGGUAUAUAUCUCUUUAAAACUGUUAAAUCGUCUAUUUAUUUAAUAAAAUUUAUAGUUGAUAUGGACGAUCCUUUCAUCUCCUGCCCGUACGAGCCUAACCAUCGGGUUCCGCGUUCCCGCAUCCAAGGUCACAUUGUAAAAUGCCAGAAGAACUACCCGGAGCUUGCUAUAUGCCCGUUCAACGCUACUCACCGGUAUCCGGCGGCUCAAAUAAAACACCAUGUUGCUAACUGUCCUACAAAGCAGGCUAUGUUCCCUGAAGAUGUUCCAGCAAAGGCUGCUGGAGCCCUGACGAAGCCAAAGCCGAUAUUGCAAAAGGAAUAUUUACCGGAGACAGACCCUAAUCAUGAGAUUUGGGACAAUUAAUGUGCCAUUUUUUUAUUUCGGUGGGACCAGUGUCUUAAAAAUAAGGUAAUGUUAUUAAAAAAAUAUGUUAUUCAGGGUAUAAAAUGAGUGAUUUUAUGGGUUAUGAUUUCUGAAUUCAACUACACUUUACAUCUGAUUCUGGUCAGGUCACACAGUCAAGAUAUUUGUCAUACCUUUAACAUUGUAGAUCUGACAAUAAUUUUAUUAGUAUCUGAGCAGAUAGUCACACCAAUUUUUUUUUUGUACAGAUGGUGUUAUUUUUACGCACUAGUGCGAGAAGUGAUUCAUUACUUGUCAGGUUGAAACUAUUGAGGGCCAUUUGUACUGAAAAACGUAGUACGAUACACGUGCUAAAAGGAAAUUCGUAAUUCGUGUCGGGAGUGUUUUAAUUUAUCGCCACUCGUUUUGAACUUCCUUUUUUACGCACUUGUAUCGUAUGUACUAUUUCGGUGCAGAUGGUGUUUUUAUUACGCACUAGUACGAGAAGUGGUUCGUUUCUCGUCAGACCGAAGCUUCGGAGGGCCAUCUGUACUGGCAAACGUCGUAUGAUGCACGUGCGAAAAGGAAAUUUGUAACUCGUGUCGAUUUAAAUUUAAAACACUCCCUUUGGUCGCACUUGUAUCAUAAUGUACUAUUGUUAUGAUUGUAUAAAUAGAUUUAUCAAUUAUUUAACUCGAAAGAGUAUAAAAAUGUUGUUUUAUAUGUGGCAUUUUUAGGAAAAAGGUACCAUUGUAGCUUAAGCAUAAGGAAGGGUCCUUAUGCUUAAGCGAGGGGGGUAACAGAUGAUUUGUAUAACAUUACAGGCGUAUUUCAGCUUUAUGGUAAGUUACAAUGUGGUAACUUUUACUAGAGAAUGUCGCAUAUAACUUAUAGACGGUCAAACAAAUCUUGUCGCUAAAAAAAUGCGGCAAAUGUUUCUUAAGAUGCAAGGUAGGGGCAAAGGUUUUCCCAUAGAACAUUUGAAUUUCGCGCCAUUUUUUUAAUAGACUAUUUCCUCUAGUCUUACCGCGUAGUUUUACCAGUUGACACACACACAUACAUACACAUACAAUCACGCCUGUCAUAAAGGGGUAAGCAGAGCACAUGAACUACUAAAGUUUCAGUGCCACUCUUGGUAAAAAGGGGUUGAUAGAAAUCAAAAUUGUGCUAUUUCCAAUUGUUACCAGUUGAACCACUGGGAAUGUUUUUCCCAAUAUACUUACUGAUAGAAAGGGCUAGGCGAUAGGUAUAUAGGUAGGUUAGGUUUGUUAGAUACUUAUAGAUGCCCAAAGGGCAUCUAGAAAUAGGAGCCCCGUGCGUGGGGCUCCGUCGAAACAGUUGUCGCGUCUGGUUUCGUAAAAAAAAGCUAAGUCUUACAAUCGAGUAAGAGAUAUUGGGAAGAAAAUUCCCAAUGGUUCAAACCUGGUAAAACUACUCACUCGGUAAGACACUGGUCCCACCGCGAGCUAGUUAACUAUGAGCUAUCGGCUAUAAAAAUGAACAAAAGAUAAGCACUCCCGUGCAAAUAAAAGAGACACGGCUAUUUUGAUAGCUCACCGCUGGGCGAGUAACUAUAAACAUCGCCGUGUCUCUUUCAUUUACACGGAAGUGAUUAUCUUUUGUUCGUUUUUAUAGCCGAUAGCUCAUAGUUUACUAGCUCGCGGUGGGACUAGUGCCUAAGCCUACAGGGAAUAGGUAUUUUUAUUUAGUGCUAAGAUUUGGUUAACCGUUUAAACUAGGGGUGUACCGUGUCUUUAAAAUGAACUUCCAAUAUUAUCUAAGCUAACGUGUACAUAGCUAUAAGUGACAUGUAUUCUAUGUGAUUAAGAAUUACAUUUUGUUUUAAAUAUUCAA
Molecule: messenger RNA, 2318 nt
Organism: Leguminivora glycinivorella
Lineage: Eukaryota; Metazoa; Arthropoda; Insecta; Lepidoptera; Tortricidae
Product: gametocyte-specific factor 1-like
Exons: 3
Coding region: 180-485 (101 amino acids)
Source: RefSeq, a predicted model, not a curated record